This is a messenger RNA of Funneliformis geosporum, 2121 nucleotides long. Lineage: Eukaryota; Fungi; Glomeromycota; Glomeromycetes; Glomerales; Glomeraceae. The record is from the annotation of a GenBank genome assembly.
AUGUCAAGUCCUUCUUCGCCUUCUGAAUUGCACACAUCUUUAAUAGUUUCUCCGUCAUUAAAAGAUAAAUACGUCACACAUUCAACAACAUCUACAAAAUCUAGUCGUUUACGGUCAUUUCAUAGGAUAAGAAAAAAGUUAAAGCGUAUAUCUUUCUUAGAAAAUCGACGAAUGAAGUUAUUAACAUUUAUUACAUUGGUGAUUGUAUCAACGGUAUUUAUAAAGGGGAUAUUAAUUAUUUCUUCUGUUGUGUCGUCAUGGACUGAUGACGUUUCCUCUCUUAAUAUCGGAAAACAAAAUUAUUCACCGGUUAAAUAUUUAGGAAUAAAUCCGAAUAUAUCAACAAGAUUACCGGAAGGAGUUUCAAUUUAUCACAUUACCAAAGAAUUUGGAGCAGCAACUUUAGGAGAAUUAGGACAAAUAGUGACGGGGUUAUCACAAGCACAAUCAACAAAUUCAUCAUUAAGCGUCAAUGUAGUUAUGCCAUAUUAUUCAUAUUUAAGUAAAUUAUAUAAGCCUCAUAAAUACGCACAACUAGCCAUAAAAAUUCGCGAUAAAAGCGGUAAAUGGGGGAAUGUUAGAUUUUUGGUUUAUCGUACUUUGUGGAGUACUGCGGGGAAUAAUAUCUUAACGAGUAAUUCCGAGACGUCAUCGGAUAUACUUAGUGUAUUUAUGAUCGGACCAGCAUCAAAUAUGAUACCAUUAAAUACGGCAUUUAAAGCGUCAAGUAUAACAAAGAUCAAUAAAACAAAUUCAAAAUUACUCCCUGAAUGGAAAGAUUUAUACUUUUGCAAAGCUGCCGCUGAGCUUAUCGCGUAUAGAAAUACAAUGAUUGACACUUCGUUAUUCGCCAAAUAUGAAACAAGAGGUGUAGAUGUUGUACAUGUUCAUGGUUCAACCAACGCAUUUAUAAUUGAAUUUCUUAACCAUAUUAAUAACGGUAAAAAAUUUGGAAAGAAAUCCCCCGCUAUAAUUUACACAAUACAUGAUUAUUUUGAGGAACAGAUUUAUUCUAAUGAUCUCGCGAAUAUUCAAAAGUUUAUUGAUUUUGACGUAUUCCAACCUCAAUAUUUUCAUAAUAAUCGGAUGUUCAUGUCAGGUUAUGCGAUUGAUAACGCUCAAAUGGUGACUUUUGUAUCAAAAGAUUUGGCAAAGGAUAUGGUCGAAGGAUCAAUGGACUUUCAUCUUAAAGAAUUUAUUAUACCAAAUAUUUUGAAUAAAGCGAAAUUGGGUCAAUGGGUUGGUAUAACGAGUGGGAUAGAUUUUAAUUCUUACAAUCCAUUUAAUAAUACAAUGUUAAUUGAAAGUAACGCAAAUUUUCCUAAUAAUAUCUAUGAUUUUGAUCCAGUUUUAUUAUACGCGGAGACAAUUGAAGAAUCUUCACAAGAAUUAAUUACAGUUUCGAAGCAAAGUGCAAAAGCGUACCUAAUAAGAGAAGGAUUAUUGAGCAGAGAUGAUUUAAAUAGACCUUUAGUAUUAUACGUUGGUGAAUUUGAAUAUAAUAAAGGUUUACAAUUCUUUAAAGCCGCAGCCGAACUUUUGGUGGAAGUGGAUGCAAAAUUUAUCAUCAUGGGAAAGAAUAGUAAUUAUCCUUUAGAAAAGUUAAAUAAAUUAUCCGCCAACGCUCCUAAUCAUGUUAUCAUAAUAGAUAACUUGGAAUUUCAAAAAGAGUGGGGUAUAUUGUAUAGGGUUGCUUCUGAUAUUUUGUUUAUGCCAAGUUUAAUGGAAAAUUUUGGUUUAGUUGCCGCAGAAGGGUUAUUGUUUGGUGCGCCUGUAGUUAGCUCUAGUGUUGGUGGUUUAAAAGAAUUUUUAGUUAAUAAGACUAAAGACGAUGAUAAAAUUAAAAUUGAUUACAAUUCUUAUCUAUUUGAAUUGCUUGAUAAUCAAAUAAUUGGUUUGUCUCUAGACAAUAUGAAGUUGGCUUUAUUAGAAGCUAUUAAUGAUUGGAAAAGGAUGAGCAAAGACAUCAGAAUAAGAGAAAUCUUUUUGAGAAAAUUAAUUAAAGAUGCUUUUAAACUAAGUUGGAAUCGUUUUGAAGGUCCCGUUGAACAAUAUUUAAAAGUUUAUAGAAAGGCUAUGUUGCAAGUUCGAGAUAAAUUAGAAGAAGGAUUAGAGGAUUAA